Molecule: messenger RNA, 1654 nt
Organism: Ananas comosus (pineapple)
Lineage: Eukaryota; Viridiplantae; Streptophyta; Magnoliopsida; Poales; Bromeliaceae
Product: protein SSUH2 homolog
Exons: 7
Coding region: 188-1492 (434 amino acids)
Source: RefSeq, a predicted model, not a curated record
CGAUUAUCAACCCAUUCAUGGCAACAAUGAAGUGCUGAUUGACUGGAGGAGGAGCAGAGGCGGACCCUACGAUCCGGGGCGGCCUAGAGGGGGCAGAUCCACUGGGGUGUCGAGCUGGGUCUCCUCUCCUCCGUCCUGUACCUUGUUGUCUCUCUCUCUCUCUCCGUCCCUCUCCCUCUCCGAAACGAUGGAGCAAGCCCUUCUCUCAGGAGAAGAGAAGAGGGAGGAGUCAUGGAGGUCGUACCAGUACCUGGGACGGACCUCCUCAUCCCUGCGCGCCCCUCCCUACUCCUCCCCUGCGGCGGGUGCGGGGGAGGAGGUCAGCAUCGAGGAGAUCCGAUCCGCCUCCGCCUUGUCCUCCGAUCGCUACUACCCGCCCUCCAUUCACGGCGCCCUCGUCACCUCUCCCGAGCCCGAUCACCCUCGCAUCCCCCAAGCAGAUCAGGCGAUUGUCUUUCAAGGAAGGUACGGUGAAUACCAGCCUGGAUACAGUUCCAAGGAAGUAGGGAGGGAAUAUUUGGAUGAGGUGGAAAUUCGGCAACUACUAAUUGAUCAUGUAGGGCAUCGUUGUUGUUGGGGGAGUCAACCUGCUAGGAGAUGGACGAUAUCUACCAUUGAAGACUGCAAUGUGUAUGUUGGAACACUUGAAACAUUCGUGGAGGAGAGGGAAAAAAUAAUUGAAAGAGAGCCGUAUUUAGGUGAGAAAGUUGAUGGAAAAGAUAAUGGACUGGAAAUUGCAAUAUGGGAACUGGAUCUGAGAUCCGAAUUCCCACUCCUCUUUGUACCUCAAAAAGAAAUCAGGGUUAAGGUUCCUCAUUCUGACAUCAUUGAGAAGUGCUCUGACUGUGAAGGACGAGGACAGAUAGCUUGUCCUACCUGUAAUGCUGGCCAGGAGCGCAGAACUUACAAGGAAAAUCAGAUGAGUCAGUGCCCUGCAUGCUAUGGAAGGGGUCUGAUUGCUCAUAGAGAUGGAUCUGAUACAAUAUGCACAAAAUGCAGCGGGAAAGGAAUGCUGCCAUGUGCGACAUGUGGAUCGCGUGGGCUGGUAAAAUGCCAGGCAUGCCAGGGGCAGGGCUCCCUCAUUGCUCGUAGUAUUGCCCUUAUUAGAUGGAGGACGCUCUCGACUAGGAAAGUAAGUGCUACGAGCGGUGCUGCCUCAGUUCCUGAUGAAGUAUUUCACAGAGCCAGAGGGGUGCAGCUGUGCAACAUCCAGGCCUACCAAUGUACUCCCGCUUUCUUUGCUGAUUCCUAUUUGCUUAACAAGUUCUCUUCAGAAGUUAUUGCAAGCCGUUUCCCUGUUCCUCCCGCCGCAAGGAUCAUAUCUGAGAGGCACGUUAUAUCUGUUGUGCCCGUCACACGGGUUACUAUGUCUCAUCGCAACCGUUCCUUCGGCUUCUACAUUAUUGGAAACAGCAGAGAGGUUUUCAUUAGAGACUAUCCUUCAAAAUUUUGCUGGGGCCUCUGCUGUUGCUUUGAGUGGUUGAAAGUAUGAGUAUUUUCCUUCUUACUAUAUUAUGGUGAAUUGUUGAUCGCUGUGUCAGAGAGUUGUUUGAUACAAAUAAUGUGAUUUGCAUAAAAAGUACUUCCCAUGUAAGGCAGAUACUUGUAUAAUUGGAAGUUAAUAAUAAGCAUCCCCCUAGACGGUUACUAUUUA